UCCCGUCCCCUUUCCGCCGCGUGGGUGCCAUGGCAACGGAGAGAGACUGCAACCUGGGUUCCGGAAGUCUGAGAGCUGGAGCUUUGAAGCCACCCCGGUCAAAGGAUGCUGAGUCCGGAGCGCCUAGCCCUACCGGACUACGAGUAUCUGGCUCAGCGACAUGUCCUCACCUACAUGGAGGAUGCAGUGUGCCAGCUGCUAGAGAACAGGGAAGAUAUCAGCCAAUAUGGAAUUGCCAGGUUCUUCACUGAAUAUUUUAACAGUGUAUGCCAGGGAACACACAUUCUCUUUCGAGAAUUCAGCUUCGUCCAAGCCACUCCCCACAAUAGGGUAUCAUUUUUACGAGCCUUCUGGAGAUGCUUCCGAACUGUGGGCAAAAAUGGCGAUUUGCUGACCAUGAAAGAAUAUCACUGUUUGCUGCAAUUACUGUGUCCUGAUUUCCCGCUGGAGCUCACUCAGAAAGCAGCCAGUUCUCUCUCUCAGAUUCUCUCUUUCCCCUUCAGGAUUGUGCUCAUGGACGAUGCCAUGGACUGCUUGAUGUCUUUUUCAGAUUUCCUCUUUGCCUUCCAGAUCCAGUUUUACUACUCAGAAUUCCUGGACAGUGUGGCUGCCAUCUACGAGGAUCUGCUGUCGGGCAAGAACCCCAACACAGUGAUUGUGCCGACAUCAUCCAGUGGGCAGCACCGCCAACGACCUGCCUUGGGUGAGGCCGGCAUGCUGGAGGGCGUGGAGGCGACGCUGUUCUACCAGUGUCUGGAAAACCUGUGUGAUCGGCACAAGUACAGCUGCCCACCCCCAGCACUUGUCAAAGAGGCCCUCAGCAACGUUCAGAGACUGACCUUCUAUGGGUUCCUCAUGGCUCUCUCAAAGCACCAUGGAAUCAACCAAGCCCUCGGAGCUUUGCCUGACAAGGGGGAUCUGAUGCACGACCCAGCAAUGGACGAGGAGCUGGAACGGCUGGUGGUGAGGUCGAAGCUGCACCGGACCUCACGGCAGCACAGAGCCAAGGAGCCAGGGGCCUUUGCCUUUCAGAGAAGAGAGAAGCAGGAGGCCCUGGAGAGAGUGUCCUCAGCUUCGGUACCGACGCCCUACCAUUACCGGUGGGAGCCCCGAGAGUGAGGCCAGGGUCCGGCACUGGGCAGGGAGGCAGGAUCCAGAGGACACUGCUUCACUCAGACCAACAGGGAGCAAGGCCCUGCGGGGGCUUUAUUUUGACACCACUUUGUUUCAAUACAAACAGUCCAGAAAGAAAGUCAUGUCCCUCUGGGGGAGGGGCAAGGGGAAGAGUGGUCUGUGUUGCUUGGGAGCCCAACCUACAACCCAAAGGUAGGGGCUGGGCUGAGACUGCCGGUGCGGCAGAGGAAGAUGGCACCAAGAAUGACACAGUGCUUGGCUCAGAUGCCAGAGGGUGAGGCCCGCAGUUCCCACUGGCGGGUGCUGUCCAGGCCCCCAAGCCCAGAAUGAUGCAGAGGAAGGAGCUCAGCCCCAAGAGCCUGCCUUUGCCCCUCACAUCCUCUGCUUCCCUGGCCAGCAUCAAGCUCACAGCCUCUAGAGUCAAAUCACAGCAGACAAGACCCUCCAUGGCCACCAACCAGGGGAUGAAGGGACAGAGAAUGUUGCAGAAGGUCCUGCGGUCCACAGCAGAUGGUACAGAGGGACCCUGAGACAAUCUUCCAAGUGCUUACUGUAGAAAGGGGUGGUGAGACGGGAGAACCCGUGGGUCUCCAGUCUGAUCCCAAAUGAAACCUUUAGGUACCAGGUAGUUUCCUGUCCUUGGUAAUGCCCAAAAGGACCUUUCCCUCCUUUGCCCUCUCCUGGCACCCAGAAGAGGCCACUGGCAGCAGCAGCAGCAAGUCCGCAGCCUCUUUCCCCAGGGGACGGGUCUACAGUGAACUCCUUCCAGGCCUCCCCAUGGUUCCAGAGGAUGGAGACCCAAGCCCUCGAACUAGAAGAACC
Messenger RNA from Chlorocebus sabaeus (green monkey), 1956 nucleotides. RefSeq names its product centriolar satellite-associated tubulin polyglutamylase complex regulator 1 (gene CSTPP1). The record is from RefSeq and is a predicted model, not a curated record. Lineage: Eukaryota; Metazoa; Chordata; Mammalia; Primates; Cercopithecidae.